CCGAACGAAUAAGGACUCUUAUUCAGGAAAAUUCAGUUUAAAACGUGGACGCUCUUUCUCUGUGACCAACAUCUCCUCGAACAGAGCUGUAGGCCUUAGACGAAUAUCCACAGGAAGCAGGACCGCCACACUCGCAGAUCUGAGGGACUGUGAGGACUUUGACAAUGCUGUUUCACACCGACCCAAAACACUCUCCUGUACUUUGGACCAGACUGUGCCCUGUGAGCCGGUUAAGAGCUUUCAAGCCAACAGCCACAUGUGGCGUGGUGGUAGCCUGAUUUCAUCCGUCGGUUCCUUACUUUCAACUAGUCAAGUGUGUCUAGACAGAUCGUUUCCCUCAAGCAGCUACUAUCUCACUCAUGAAGACUUAGAGGACAGUGACAGUGACACAAUCUCAGAGGGUGAAUAUUACCUGUAUGAUCAGGAUAAUGACCUGGAGUCUUCUCUGUAGUGACAAAGAACAUUUUGAUUGUUUAAACUGAAUUCCAAAAAAGUAUAUACGUAUAGCCUACUCUGUUUAAACUGGCACUCAGCCUAAUAAAUGUUCCUUUUGUGCAACAUUAGUGAACUGCCGUUUUAGACAUUAGGAAGGCCUACAUUUCCCUCGAGACCAAUAAAGUAUGUAUGUAUGUAUGUAUGUAUGUAUGUAUGUAUACUUAAUUCUGUAAUGCUGUCUAUCAUGUUGUUAAUAUUUGAUGUAAAUUGUGCUUUGAGUGACUAUGUAUGAAAUUAAUGUAUUUUAAAAAUUAUUAUUAUUAUUUUGUCUUCCCUGUUAUUCAAUUUUCCUCUUGAUUUUGCUAUUAUGUAUAUUUGAUUCAUGGUGAUUUCUGUGAGAUAAUAAUAUGUAAGACAUUUGAACCCUGUUUUCGUCAUUUCAUAUUUUUUAUUCUUUAUGUGAAAAGACCUGCAUUAAAUGUAUGAAUGAAUGUACAAACGAAUAAAUAAAUAAAUGUGACAAUAAACAAAUGUGACAUCAGACACUGGGAUAUGCUAUAACAGAACUGUCUUUAACAGCAGCAGUAAAUAGAUAAAUGCGACAAACAUGGAGCAUUUGGGUAAUUAGUGAUUAGUGUUGUGUGCUGACUGUGUGUGACGGGGAGGGGAAUAGUAUAUGUCCAGAAUUUAACAAAACUCUAUCAUAAAGGACUGUCACGGUACGUGAGUAAUUCCGUAGUCUGGGGCAUGUCUGGAGGUAUUACGGCGUAAUAUUUACGGCAAACCAGUUUUCACCCGGAACACUUUCCGUUUCACUGGACUACAUCGGAAUGAAUUGGUUGGUGCAAACGAAAGGUGUGCGGAAAAUAAAGGCAUUUGAUCAUCCUUCACAAUACAUAACUUAUUAGAAAUGUUCGAAUAGUCACUAGUGCCACGGAAACGUUUAGAAACAUGAACCAAGUGUUGUCUACAGACCGGGGAAGUACUGCAUUUGUUGCAUUCGUUGAGCACCCAAUCAAACGCGGCCAAAUGUUACAAAAUUGCAGACCCUUCCCUUUCUCUCCAAGUGGCUACGCAAAGAUGUGUUGGUACAAUUACGUCUGACCGUACGAGCCUAUAUGUAGCCUAACAGUUAAGACCAGAGGACCGAUCAAACAUACGAUACUUAAAAUGAUUCCAAUUUUGUUUCGGUUGAGGAGUGCAACAGUUGUUUGCAUCGCGACCAUCUUCGGCCUGUCAAAGUUCGCCUUUUGCCAGAAGACUGAAGUUAGUCCUGAGAAAAGCAUUGUGUGGGGUGCUGGACUGGACCCAAGAGUAGUAGUUCCAGUGCGAUACUUCUACAUCCAGGCGGUAGACUCAACUGGGCAAAACUUCACCACAUCUCCAGGUCAAGAUGUGUUUAAGGUGCAGAUUGCAUCUGCGUCAGGGAAGGAGCAUACUCGUAUCCACGUCCCUCCACCCCUGGACCGUGGAGACGGGUCCUUCCUGGUGAGGUACCGACUGUACACCACGUCCAGCUCAGACCUCGUAGUGCAGGUCCUGCACAACAGUAAACCAGUGGCAAAGUCACCAUACAUCCUCACAGGCCCUGUGUAUCACGAGUACUGUGACUGCCCCGAGGAGGAUGCUGAGGAGUGGCAGGCAGCGUUGGACUGCCCGGCCGGCGACCCUCAGGUUGAGGCCGACUUCGUCUCGUUCCCCUCCAUCGACCUGGUGCGGCUCAGAGAGGAAGUGCCCCGGCGUUUUGCCCAGAGGGGCGGCCUGAUCCACUACACCAUCCUCAACAACCAGCUGCACCGCCGCACGCAGGGCAGGUACACCGACUUCAAGAUGUUCUCCGACGAGAUGCUGCAGUCCCUCAUGCGGAAGGUGCCUUUGCCGGAUGUGGAGUUUUACAUGAAUGUUGGUGAUUGGCCUAUGGAGAAGAGGAACGCGGGCGAGUCGCCAGGACCCGUGCCCGUCAUCUCAUGGUGUGGCUCCGCCGACACGCGCGACAUCAUCCUGCCCACCUACGACAUCACACACUCCACACUCGAGACCAUGAGAGGCGUGACCAACGACCUGCUCUCCAUCCAAGGGCACUCAGGUCCAGUGUGGUCCAAUAAGACAGACAAGGCCUUCUUCAGGGGCAGGGACAGCCGGGAAGAGCGCCUCCACCUAGUCACCCUGUCCAAAGACAACCCUCAGCUGCUGGAUGCCGGGAUCACCGCAUACUUCUUCUUCCGGCAGCAGGAGAAGGAGCUCGGCAAAGCUCCGCUGGUUGGCUUCUUCGACUUCUUCAAGUAUAAGUACCAGGUGAAUGUGGAUGGUACGGUGGCUGCGUACAGGUUUCCUUACCUGAUGCUGGGCAACAGUCUGGUCCUGAAGCAGAAGUCUCCGUACUACGAGCACUUCUACACACACCUGAAGCCAGGAAAACACUACAUCCCUCUGGAAAGGAACCUCGCGGACCUCAUACAGAAGAUCAAGUGGGCCAAGGACAAUGAUGCUGAAGCAGAAGCUAUUGCCAAAGAUGGACAGCAAGUGGCUAGGGAGCUCCUCAAACCACACAGACUGUACUGCUACUACUACUUGGUCUUACAGACCUACGCAUCACUGCAAUUCGGUCAACCAACAGUGCACCCAGACAUGGAGCUGGUGCCUCAGCCAUCAGACCACACCAGCGUCUGCUCCUGCCAACGAGGGCCUCAGGCCAGCAAGGCCAGCACGAGUAGAGAUGAGUUAUGAUGAACAACAGACAUGCGUUAUAAUGACCAAAACAACAGAAGAGAUGUUAUUAAUAACAAAACAACAGGAGGGACAUGUUGUAAUGAACAAAACGACAAACAAGGUGAGUUCUGAUGGAAAAAACAACAGGAGUGACGCAUUACUAUGAGCAGUACUUCAGGAGAAGUGAGUUCUGAUGAAUAAAGCAACAGGAGAGAAGAAAUCUGAUGAACAAAAAAGGGGAGACAAGCGACAACAGACACGACUCCAGUAGUCAAACAGACUUACGCUAACACGCUAACUUGGGCUUCAGUCAGUGUAGUCUUCCGACUAGAGAUCUGCAAUCCUGCGUUAUGACAGAACCCCUGAGGGAGAUUGGCUACAGAUAUGUUGGAAACAACAAAAGAGAGCUUUUAGGGACCUCAAAGAAUGACAUUUACCAUUUCACAUGUAGCUGCUGAAAUGACUUUAAACCUACUUACUGCAUUCAUAUUUUUACAACUACAUGAAUCUCAUACUUGUGUCUUGUUUUUGUUUUGAUACAACACAUACUGUACUGUGCUAAAUACUGUUGUCAUUAUAAAUGUGUUACUGAAAGAGGGGACAUCAGUCAACUGGGUUACUUAUUGCUCCCUACCGUAUCAGACAUCUGAAAAAAGAGAUUAUUUAUCAAAGAACCCAACCUUAUAUUUCUUGUCAGAUUAUGUGUGUAUGAGUGCAUUAGGUAGGCCUUUAACUACUUCACCCUAGUUUAUAAGAAGUAAACCCACCCACGUUUCCGUAUUGGCUUAUCGAGCCCAUUUAAAAGCACAUGUAUAAUAGUAUUGCUCAAAGGUGACCUUAAUUUGUUCUUACUUGUGUGUAAUUGUUGUUUGUAUGGUGGUAAAUGAGAUUAUAAUUGCUAAAUUUGUUACUUUUUUACUGAAAAGAUCUGUUUGCAUAAAUUGUGUAAAAUUAAGCAGUAUAUGUGUGCCUGUUUUUAUUAUUAUCCUGUAAAUGGUCUGUUUGAUUUGUUUAGGUAUUAAGGUGCCCUUCAUCACCAUAACAGUGUUUUAAGUGCAUAUGUGAAUGAUUGCUCACCGCAGCCACCAGUCAUUACAGUCGUAUUGAGUAUUUAAUGAACUGUUGGUGGCACAGUUCCCUCAGUGCUUCGUUCAGGCUGAGCGCUGAGAAUACAUGUGAUGUUUACAAUAGCAACUGCUUGUAAUUGGCCAAUUGUUUUUGUCAAUAACCCAACUUACCAACCAGUGUUUGUAUGAGAAUACAGAACUACAGUAGUGCUCUUAAAAAUGACUGCGCUAUAGCCCUAGAAUUCACAUUACUAUGUUCAUGUACUGUUUUUUUUUUAAAUAGUGUUAAAUAAAAAUAAAAAACUACUUGAAUAAA
Messenger RNA from Clupea harengus (Atlantic herring), 4527 nucleotides. RefSeq names its product protein O-glucosyltransferase 3 (gene poglut3). NCBI's taxonomy places the organism in Eukaryota, Metazoa, Chordata, Actinopteri, Clupeiformes, Clupeidae. Gene Ontology annotation, cellular component: endomembrane system. The record is from RefSeq and is a predicted model, not a curated record. Gene Ontology annotation, molecular function: protein binding; glucosyltransferase activity.